Adineta steineri is the source of this 1494-nucleotide messenger RNA. The record is from the annotation of a GenBank genome assembly. Lineage: Eukaryota; Metazoa; Rotifera; Eurotatoria; Adinetida; Adinetidae.
AUGAGUACUUCAGCUACUAGUUGGAGUUUUAUGUUAAGACGAACGCCUCGACGUAAACUUGUCUUUUCCUCAAGUGAUGAUGAAAUAGAUAAUAGUCCACAAUCGAUAUCUUCAGUUCAUGUCCUCCGGCAAGAACAUCAAGAUGAACACUUGUCAAUACGAUCUGCACCAACAGAUAUACUUAUAACAAGACCAACACGUUCAAAAUUAGAACAUUACGGUUUUAAUAAACUUACAAGACCGGCAUCAUUACGUACUAAUAAACGACAAACAUUAGUUAAAGAAAAUAAAAUUAAAAAAAUUCGUCCAAAUGAUAAUAUAACUCCUAAUAAUAAUAAACUAUCUUGUCAUCCAAUGCAAACACGAUCUCAAUCUUCAUCGGAUUGUCAUUCUGAUCAAUUGAUAAAAUUAUUUGAUAAAACUCUUUCAACAGUGACACCAUAUCAAGAUGAAAAUAAUGAAAUGAAUUCGAAUCGAAAUCGUCAACGACGAUUACGACCACUACCUCUUUGUUUAUCUGAUAAUGAAAAAAAUAUGCCAGUUUUAACGGUUAUUACAACAGAAGAAAAUUUCAAUACUAAUAAACGUCUUCAUGAUGAUGAUGACAAUGAAAACAGUGAUAUUCAUCGAUCAAUAAAACGUAGUAAAAUAAUUGAUGAAACGAAUAAAGAAAAUGAAUUAUUUAUCAAUCGUCCAUCAAUGGUUAAACGUUGUCGACGCGGAAUUGAAUUAGUUCGAAGUUUAACUGAACCAAAUGAAGAACAAAUAAAAGCAUCAGUUGAACUUGCUUCUAAUCGAGAUUUAAUUGGUGAUCGUUCAAAUACACAUCUUUUACCACAAUGUAAAAGUCGAAAACAUCCUGAUCUUGCUUGUAUUAGUCCUGAAACUGUGAUGAAUGUUUUAAAAAAUAAAUAUUCAAAUGAUAUUGAAAAUUUACAUAUUAUUGAUUGUCGUUAUCCAUAUGAAUAUGAAGGUGGUCAUAUACAAUUAGCAAAAAAUCUUUAUACACGUACACAAAUUCAUAAUGAAUUUUUUCGUAAACCAAUUCAAUUGAAAGAUUCAUCGAAAAGAAAUAUAAUUAUAUUUCAUUGUGAAUUUUCAUCGGAACGUGCACCAUCACUUUUAAGAUAUUUUCGAUCAGAAGAUCGAAGUGUACAUGAAAAAACGUAUCCGGAAUUACAUUAUCCAGAAAUUUAUUUACUUGAAGGUGGUUAUAAAGCAUUUUAUGAAUAUUCAAAAGAAUUUUGCAUUCCGGAACAAUAUCGAACAAUGAUUGAUAUUCAUUAUCAAGAACAUUAUCGAAAAUAUCGUUUUGAAACUAAACAAUAUGAUAAAUUUACAGGUACUAAUGAAAGAACUGAUGGUGGUGGUGGACGACGAACACGUAUAUCAACAUUUCGUUCUUGUCUUUCAUUUUCUUCUCAACCUAUCCAAUAUCGUUCAACAAAUAUUCGAUAUGAUCUUCGAUAUACUGGUUCUCCACCACAAUAUUAG